This is a messenger RNA of Cinara cedri, 4311 nucleotides long. NCBI's taxonomy places the organism in Eukaryota, Metazoa, Arthropoda, Insecta, Hemiptera, Aphididae. The record is from the annotation of a GenBank genome assembly.
AAUUUAAUUAGUCAAUUGUUAACAGUAAAUAUUUUUUUCAUUACUUUUCCGAUGUUCAAUAACUGUGGUGACUAUAUUUUAAAUGAAGAGACAAUCGAUUUUAAAGUUCGUAUAUGUAAAAACAAAAAAAUAAUAACUGUGUCCGAAAUAAAGUUGUAUACAUUUGGUGAAGAUUUAGUUAUCACAGGUAGAUACUUAUUGGAAAUUAUAAUUUAUAAAAUUAAAUUAUUUACCCUGGAUUUUAUUAAAAUGUACAUAGAUUUGGAAAACUCCUUUUAAGGGGCCUCUAUAGCACCGUUUUAUUUUGGUCAAAAACAACUUAUUAUAAUUUAAUCAAAAUUUCAAAAUGCGUAAUUAGACAAAAAUUAUUUUGAAAACAUUAUCGAUUUUUCAAUGCUUGCUUGAUGUAUUGAUCGAGGUACAUUUUUAAUUUUUCAAUCUAAUCAGAAUUUAAAAUUGUAUGAAGUAUUUUUCGAUACUUCAUUAUUUUUGCCCGAAAUUCAUAUAGAGUGAAAACCAUUUUCCAUCUUCUUUGAAAACAUAAAAUAUUAUUAUUGUAAUAUUAUCGUAAAUAUAUGGAAAAUUUCAAAUUGAUCAGGCUAUGGAAAACGGGUUUAAAAUCGAUUACAAGUUGUAAACUUUUCCUUCGCCAGUAAGUUAAUAUAAAAAUGAAUCUACAACAAUGGAAUAAAUACAUUUAUCCUUUUUAACAAUUAAAUACGAAUUUUAAAAAUAUUUUUUUAGUACGCCUGUACAUAGCAUAGGUACAUUCCUUUAAAAUUUCAAAUAAAUCGGUAUGGUAGAUUUGAUUGAGCGUUGUGUAGUCAGUCAGGACACGUGCGAUUAUACAAAAUAUAGAUUUUGUUGUAUCUAUUGUAAAUAUUGUUUUAAAACGUUUAAAGUACUCUAUAGAAUAUGCUUUAAUACCUAUUUAUAUUAAAUAUUGAUUAAUAUUAUUUUAUCAAUAGAAGAAUUACAGGAAUCAAAUUAUAGUUCAGAAACGACAAAAACAGUUGAUAAAAAUGCAAAUACGUAUGUUUUGUUUUCAAUAUUAUAAGUUCUUAAAACAAUAUUAUGUUAUAUUACAUUAUAUGAAAAACAGUUUCAAUGUUAAUAUUACCCAAAACCAAUCCCAAACGGUUGGGAUGAAUGCGAAGGAGAAGAAGAAUACCCAAAGUAAAAUUUUUGAUUUUGGAACACCAAUUAAUAAUGGUAAGAAUUUAAUACUAUUUAUUAAUACCUAAAUAUGAAUAACAUUUCACUUUAAUAAUUUUGAUAUACUCACCAUUUAUAAUAAUGGUUAUACAUAGGCACAUAGUGCAAUAAACUUAAAAAUAAAAUUAAGUUUUUAUAUUUAUAACAAUUAACAUCUCAAGCAUAGCUGGAUGUUAAUUAGGCAGAAUAUAAAAUAUGAUGAAUAUUAUAAUAACAAAAUAUAUAUAACAUUUAUACAUAAAUUAUUAUGUAAUGUAUAUAUAUAUAUAUAUAUAUAUAUAUAUAUAUAUAUACAUAACAUAUAAUAUAUACCUAUACUAUAUAGUAUAUACCAAUAUUUUGUUUCGCCUCCAGACUUAUUUAAUGUUAUACAGUCCGAUUCUGAAGUCAUGUAAAUUGUAAUAGAAGCUUAUAUUUUAUAGCUUAAAGUUUAAAAUCCUGGUACCAUUUAAGCAUUUUAUUACAAUGUAUGUAUAUAUGAUAUAUAACGAUACCUGCUAUUGUAUUUUGUUGUGAAGUCUCUAUUUACUAACAGCUCUAAAUAGAAUAUAUCGUUCUACAUCAUUGAUUCUAUGUGUUUAUAUCAUCUAAUAAUAGUAUUUGGAGACAAAUAUUCUAAUAAACUAUAAACAGUACGAGUUUUAUAUACCUAAUAUAAUUGUCUAUUAAACAAUUAAACUAUUCAUUUUAUACUAUUAUGCACUCUAAAAUCAUAUUUAAAAUUUAAAAGUUUUGGUGUAUUCAAAAAUCAAUGAUUAACCUCAUAAAUUAACAAGUAUAUAACAUAUAUCUGUGGUUUACGAGAUCUGGCUAUUAAAUAACGAGACUGCUUAUGAAAAAUAGUUUUAUUUUAAAAAUUAUUCCACAACCGAAUGUUCCCCUUCAUUAUACUCUCCUCCCCUCUUCACACACAUUCGUUUCUUCCAUUGCUCGAGGCAGUGCUGGAAGUCUGUUUUCGUAAGACCAUUCAGGAGUUCCGCCGAUUUUUGUUUCACCUCUUCCAUCGACUCAAACCGGAUUCCUUUUAAGGCAGACUUUAUCUUCGGAAACAAGUAAAAGUCGCAGNCAGCGCGUUAUGGGCAGGUGCGUUAUCCUGGUGCAAGAUCCACGACUUGUUUUUCCACAAUAUCAACCGUUUCUUACGAACUCAUUCGCGCAAUGUUGCCAAAACUGUCAAAUAGUAAUGUUGGUUCACAGUUUGACCCUCUGGAACCCAUUCAGUCAUCACGAUGCCGUUGAUAUCGAAGAAAACGAUCAGCAUGAUUUUGAAUUUGGAUUAUGACUGAAUUGGAUUCCGGUGCACUCUCGACCUUUAGAAAAUAAUUUAUGCCACUCAAAAAUACGCGCUCGAGGUAGGAAAUUCUCACUAUAGGCCUCUUUUAACAACUUAUAGCACUCAAUUGGAGUUUUUUUUAGUUUAAUGAGAAAAUUUUACGUUUAUCCGUUGCUCAUGUUUUUAGUCACACAUCGUUUUCGGCAAGAGAAAAAAACAUGUUCGUUUUUAAACGCUACAGAAAAAAUACUAAUGCACCAACAAAAACUUUAUUUUGUACUGGCGUAAUAGACACUGCAAGCUAACCAGCGCUGUAUUCGGUUUUCCCCUAACCUUUUUGGGACGCUUUCUGCGCGCGCAGUCUCGUUCUUUAAUAGCCAAACCUCGUAGUACAAGAAGGGUCAAUAUAGAAAAAAUGUAUUACAAUUAUUAUGAACUCUACGUUAGAUUUUUGAAAAUAAAUAAAUUUUUUCAACUUCCAAUAGAAAUAAAAUAAAAUAAUAAUUGUAUAUAUAUUUGUAUUUUAUUAUAGAUUCAGGGUUUUUAAAAUCAAUACUAGUGGGAAUUAACGAGACUAUAUCGCAGUUUACACACAUCAACAUUGAAAGUAAUCCUAAAUUUUUCGAGAAAGAUUGUAUAUUCGUUAAUAUAAUAAAUUCAUCAGAUUAUAAUAUUGUGUUUAGAGCAUAUGCGCCUGAAAACUUUGUAUAUUUUAGAGUUUUAUAUAAUGUUACACGUGAUUAUGAAAAUUCAUUUCAAAAUUCUACUCUAACAAAAGUAAAAAAUCCUGAGAAAAGUGGUGCUAUGUUUUUUUUUACUGACGAUUUGAAAUUUAUUAUUAAAACUCUAAAUGAACAAGAAGUGGAAGUAUUGAGUUCAAUGCUUUCUGAUUACUUUUCUCAUUUUUGUGAAUAUCCAAACACGUUACUACCGACUAUCUCUGGUUUAUAUAAUUUAAAAUAUAAAUCUAAGAAUUAUUAUUUUAUUGUCAUGUCCAAUAUAUAUCCUUAUGACCUAAUAUACGGAAUAAUCCAAAAAUAUGAUCUUAAAGGUGUUAACAGGAGAGCUAAUGAAGACAUCAAUAGUAAGGACAAAAGCAUGUUUCGUCUUUUAGAUCAAGAUUUUGUAAAAAAUUACCCAGGUGGUCUAAUAUUACCACAUAACGUAUACACAGAUCUCAAAAUAAUUCAAAAAAAUGAUUGCGAGCUAUUAAAGAGAUUUGACAUAAUGGAUUAUAGCUUAUUAAUUGUUAUCGAACCAUUUAAAUACAGGAUGGAUAAAAAUAAUACUGAUGUCAAUGAUAUUAAUUACACAAAUUAUAGAAAAGGCAUUAGAGCUACGACAUAUGAUAAUAAAGAUUUGUUAAUAUACAUCGGAAUUAUUGAUACCUUGCAAAAAUAUACGCUUGGUAGGAAAAUUGAAACUUUGGCUGUGGGGAUUUUACCUUGUAUAGGACUGUCAUUUGAAGGAUGUAUAGUGAAUCCAGAUGACUAUAUGGAACGAUACUUGCAAUUUAUUACCAAGUACGUCAUAUUUUAUAAAUAUUUCUAACUUUUUUUUUAAAAUAAUUAAAUUAUUUUUAUUUUUAGUAUAGUAUUUAAAUCAGGAAAAUAAGGGAAUGUUAAAAAUACAACUAUUGACAGCAAUAUUCUUUGUUUACAAGUGCUGUAAUUGAAAAAUAUGAGAUCGUUUUAUUGCAUUACACAACGGUAUUCAUCAAAAGGAUAAUUUUACCGUACAAGAUGUAAUAUUUAAAUAAUUUUAUAAUUAUAUUCGUGUGUAACGUAGGUAAAAUAAUUAAUAUAAAACAAUAAACAAUACCU